GCGUCCUUGGAGCCGUGAGAGACCGAGAGAGAGAGUGCGACCGUGAGCGAGCGAGCGGCCCCGACGCGGAGCUGCGCAGCCCCGACUGACUGUCACUGCGAUUCGGCGGAGUCCCCGCGGCACGACCCAACCGGCCGACCCCCGCAGCCGGACACGUCCCAAGCCCUGUCCUUGUCCCCCCCACCUACCCCCACCCCCAGACCCAGCGCUUUUCCCUUUCUCCUCCGCGAUCGCUGAAAGGAGCGCAACAAAAGCAAGAGCGGCGGCCAGAAAGAAGGAAAAAAGUAUAGGAUUAUCUUUUCGAGUCCGCUCGGGCAUUUCUGACGGAAAUGGACGGUUUCGCCGGCAGUUUGGAUGACAGCGUGUCGGCGGCCAGCGCGUCGGACGUGCAGGACCGGCUGUCGUCGCUGGAGCUGCGCGUGCAGCAGCAGGAGGACGAGAUCACGGUGAUGAAGGCGGCGCUGGCCGACGUGCUGAGGCGCCUGGCGCAGUCCGAGGACCCCGCACCUGCCACCAAGAAGCAAACCGCCGCCAAAGGACAGAACCCCCUGCGUGAGGCCUACUCCAUGUCCUGCAUCACCAAUGGCAGCUCCAGCAGCCGCAAGCCCAGCCACCGGGACGGGUCCUCAGUGUCUGUAGCCAGGAAGGAGACCGUGUCUUCUGCAGCCAAGAGUGGUCCAGAGAAUAAGCAGCAUAUGGAGGAGAUCAAGGAGAAAGCGGAGCCACGGGCUAACGAUAAAGCCCCCUCCCCCCACCCCCCUCAGUCACAAAGGCCCCCCCAGGAACACAAGAGCUCCACUCCUCUGAAAAGGGGUCACAGUACGAAGCGGGGGCCUGGAAUGGAGCGAUCCCAGAGCAGCACGUGGGACGCAGGGGAGGACGCCAGGAACAAGCUGGUAAAGGCGGCCUCGACCUCCAAGCUUCUGGCAAAGGUGGCUAGGAACACUGACAAGCACAAAGACACCACGAUCAGUCAGGCCAAAAUGUCGACACGAGAGAAGAACAGCCAAGAGGGAGAAUACAUCAAAAUGUUCAUGCGGGGCCGUCCCAUCACCAUGUUCAUCCCGUCGGAUGUGGAGAACUAUGAUGACGUGAAGACGGAGCUGCCCCCAGAGAGGUUGAAGCUGGAGUGGGUCUAUGGGUACCGGGGUCGCGACUGCAGGGCCAACGUGUAUCUGCUGCCCACUGGCGAGAUUGUCUACUUCAUCGCCUCCGUGGUGGUGCUCUUCAACUACGAGGAGAGAACGCAGCGCCACUACCUGGGCCACACAGACUGUGUCAAAUGCCUUGCCGUUCACCCCGACAAGAUCCGCAUCGCCACGGGACAGAUUGCCGGCGUGGAUAAGGAUGGGCGGCCCCUGCAGCCCCACGUCAGGGUGUGGGACUCGGUCUCGCUGAGCACCCUGCAGGUCAUCGGCCUGGGAACCUUCGAGAGAGGGGUUGGCUCGCUCUCCUUCUCCAAAGCCGAUUCCGGCGUCCACCUAGGUGUGAUCGAUGACUCCAACGAGCACAUGCUGACCGUCUGGGACUGGCAGAAGAAGUCCAGGAUCGCUGAAAUUAAGACCACAAACGAGGUGGUUCUGGCCGUGGAGUUCCACCCUACUGAUGCCAACACCAUCGUCACCUGCGGCAAGUCCCACAUCUUCUUCUGGACCUGGAGCGGCAGCUCGCUGGCACGCAAGCAGGGCAUCUUUGGGAAAUACGAGAAGCCCAAGUUCGUGCAGUGCCUGGCCUUCCUCAGCAACGGCGAUAUCCUCACUGGCGACUCGGGCGGAAUCAUGCUGGUUUGGACCCGCAGCGUGGCGGAGCCGGUUCAGAGCAAGGGGCCCAAAGUCCCAGCCCCAGGUGUCUACCAGAUCAGCCGGCAGAUCAAGGCCCAUGACGGCAGUGUCUUCACGCUGUGCCAGAUGAGGAACGGGACGCUGUUGACUGGAGGUGGCAAGGACCACAAGAUUAUUCUGUGGGACCAUGACCUGAAUGUAGAGCGAGAGAUAGAGGUCCCUGACCAGUAUGGGUCUAUUCGGGCAGUGGCUGAAGGCAAGGGUAACCAGUUUUUGAUAGGAACGUCGAAGAACAUGAUCCUGCGAGGCACGUUUAAUGAUGGCUUCCAGGUGGAGGUCCAGGGUCACACGGACGAGCUCUGGGGCUUGGCCACUCACCCCUUCAAGGACCUCUUCCUCACCUGUGCUCAGGACAGACAGAUGUGUCUCUGGAACGCUGUAGACCACUCCCUGGAGUGGACCAGGCUUCUUGAUGAGCACGGACACUGUGCGGACUUCCACCCUAGCGGUGCUGUUGUGGCUAUCGGGACCCACUCAGGAAAGUGGUACGCUCUCGAUGCCGAGACGAGGGACCUGAUCGCCAUCCAUACAGAUGGAAACGAGCAGCUGUCAGUCAUGCGCUACUCUGUAGAUGGCACCCUGCUGGCAGUGGGAUCACACGACAACUUCAUUUACCUCUACACAGUUUCAGAGAAAGGCCGGAAGUACAGCCGAUACGGGAAGUGCACUGGACAUUCCAGCUACAUUACACAUCUUGACUGGUCCCCCGACAACAAGUUCAUCAUGUCCAACUCAGGCGACUACGAAAUCCUUUACUGGGACAUUCCAAACGGCUGCAAGCUGAUCCGAAACCGCUCCGAGUGCAAGGACAUCGACUGGGCUACCUACACCUGUGUGCUGGGCUUCCACGUCUUCGGGGUGUGGCCCGAGGGCUCGGACGGGACAGACAUCAACGCCCUGGUCCGAUCUCACAACAGGAAGGUGAUCGCGUUGGCGGAUGACUUCUGCAAAGUACACCUCUUCCAGUACCCCUGCUCCCGGCCCAAAGCCCCGAGCCAGAAGUACAGCGCCCACAGCAGUCAUGUGACCAACGUCAGCUUCCUCCACAAAGACAGUCACCUGGUGUCCACGGGGGGCAAAGACACCAGCAUCGUCCAGUGGCGCCUCGUGGAGAAGACGCCUGCCCUGGUCCCGAGUGAGAACCCGCCCCUGGGGGAGGGGCUACACCUCAACUCCACCCCCAGGGCUGUGGCCUCGCCGCCGAUCCAGACGCCCACGCCCACUGAGUCCAUUCCACCGGCCGACACUGCAUCGCCUCCUUCUGAACCCACUGAGGCCACUGCCAACGGACAGCGGCCUGGCUCCCCCGACACACCGCCCCCGUCGGACGCCACACCACCCUCGUCCGACAGCCCGCUGACCCCCAAGGACAGCCUGGAGCCCAGUGAUGACGCAGCCACACCCAGUGACGAGUAUGCGCCAUCCAUCCCUUCGUAGGGAUGUAAGCCGGUCCGGCAUUUGCUCCCCGCUCUGUCCCAGGCUCCUCCUCCUCCUCCUCCUCCAGUCUCUGAGACUAAGCCAUUUUGGCUUCUAGGAGGAAUGGUGGCCAUUUUGGCUUCUAGGAGGAAUGGUGGCCAUUUUGGCUUCUGGGAGGAAUGGUGGCCAUUUUGGUUUCUCAUGCUACUUUUUAAAAUCUUUCUGUAUUUUUUGUUUCUUUUGUUUGAAGUCAUUGGUUGGAAAAUAAGGGGCAUGGUGUAGAAAAAGAAAGAAAAUAAUUGUA
Paramormyrops kingsleyae is the source of this 3561-nucleotide messenger RNA. It is a transcript of the gene eml4, whose product is annotated as echinoderm microtubule-associated protein-like 4. Gene Ontology annotation, biological process: microtubule cytoskeleton organization. The record is from RefSeq and is a predicted model, not a curated record. NCBI's taxonomy places the organism in Eukaryota, Metazoa, Chordata, Actinopteri, Osteoglossiformes, Mormyridae. Gene Ontology annotation, molecular function: microtubule binding. Gene Ontology annotation, cellular component: mitotic spindle.